AAUAUUGCAAAUAUUUUUGCUAUCUAUAAAAUAUUACAAUUAUUACAUGGAUUUACAAAGAAAUGAUUUUUCGAACUGGUUAAAACAAAUUAAAGAUUUUAACGACUCUUUCCGACGUAAUUCUAUUCCACGAAUUGUAAUUACUGAUGCAUCCUCAUCAGUUACACGUUCUUUAAUAUAUCGUUUGAUUUAUGAUGAAGUUUUUGGCAUUAAUCAGGAGGUUAUCAUUAACUUAUAUGAAUCAAGUGACAAAUCCACUUUUUUAAAUAGUCUUAUAAUUGAAAUUACUGCAUGUGCACCUCAUAAUUUAAAAGAAAUUAGUGUCUCACACGAUGUUUCAAAAGUUUUUAAAAAUGCGGAUGUAAUUUUUUCAAUUGGAAGAGCCAGGGGGUACGAUUUUAGUAAAAAAGAAAUUAUAUCCCACGAUCCAUUUUUUGAAGAAACUGUUCGAACUGCAAAAAUUCAUGCAGAAGCAAUUGAUAGAUUUGCCAAAAAAGAUGUGAAAGUCAUCACAAUAGGAAAUACAGAAGCAAGUAUAAUUCAUAAGUAUGCGAAAUCAAUACCUGUUGAAAAUAUUACAAGUUUGGCAUUAAUAUUCUCUAGAAUUGCAGCAGCUCAGGUGUGUUUAAAACUUCAACGACCUUGCGAUGAAAUAAAAAAUAUAAUUCCCUGGGGAUUUGUUGGAAGUCGAUUUUAUCCUGACUUUAAAUUUGCAACUUUCAAGGAUGGAACGCCAGUAAUGGCCGAAACAAAGAAAGCAUGGCUUAAAAAUGAAUUGCCACAAAUUAUUCGACAAGCAAUAAGAGAUUCUCGAUAUACAAAUGGAGUUUCGUACGCCUUGGCAGAUCACUGUAAAAACUUAUUGAGAGGAACAUUCAAUGAGGAAUGGACUGUGAUGGGAGUUUUUUCUGAUGGCUCAUAUGGCGUUCCGGCUGGAAUGUUUUUCACAUUUCCUGUUCAAUGUAAAAACGGAACUUAUGAAAUUGUUAAGGAUCUUCCAAUUGAUGAAUUUUAUAUAAAAAGACAAAUUAAGCAUUUGGCAGAACUAAUUCAUAUCGAAGUAAAAGCCGCAUUCAGUAUUUGCCAUGAAAUUCCAAAUUUAGUAACUUCUUGUUAAGGUCUAAUUACUUUCUUCAUUAAUACUAAUUUUAAAGUUUAAUUAAUUAAAUGAAAUGAUAAAUGAAAAAUAUAAUAAAUUAUUAAGUUUAAAUUAAACAAAGUGAACAUUGUAAAUAUAUAGG
This is a messenger RNA of Leptopilina boulardi, 1241 nucleotides long. Its product is annotated as malate dehydrogenase-like. The record is from RefSeq and is a predicted model, not a curated record. Gene Ontology annotation, molecular function: L-malate dehydrogenase (NAD+) activity. NCBI's taxonomy places the organism in Eukaryota, Metazoa, Arthropoda, Insecta, Hymenoptera, Figitidae. The coding region runs from base 47 to 1117 and encodes 356 amino acids. Gene Ontology annotation, biological process: tricarboxylic acid cycle; malate metabolic process; oxaloacetate metabolic process. The transcript has 6 exons.